AUGUCAAUACAAACCAGCCCCGGCAUCCCACUCUCCCACGCGCCCGACGGAACGGGGUACAAGCUCCUGGAGCUGCCGCCCGAGCUGUUGGAACUGCUCGAAAGCCCCGACCCACCCACCAGGAACGCCCUCCACCCCUCACCCACAGCCGCCCUCCUUAGGACGAAGUCCAAGACCUACUCGCUCCGCCAAAAGAACACCUCCAACGCCCUCAUCCUGCUCGCACCCACCGCCACCACCACCACAGGCGACGACGGCACGUCAUCAUCGCCAACAGCAGCAGUAGUAGUAGGGGGCCUGAGCACGAUCGCCACCGUGCACGACACGACAGAGCUCGUGCCCGAGGACGAGGCCGCGGCGGCGCCGGCGGCGAAGGCGAGGGGGAAGUGGCAUGAGAAGUUUGGGCGGAGCCGUUGA
This is a messenger RNA of Chaetomium globosum CBS 148.51, 417 nucleotides long. RefSeq lists its product as uncharacterized. Bases 1 to 417 code for a protein of 138 amino acids. Gene Ontology annotation, biological process: mitotic sister chromatid cohesion. Gene Ontology annotation, cellular component: Ctf18 RFC-like complex. The transcript has 2 exons. Lineage: Eukaryota; Fungi; Ascomycota; Sordariomycetes; Sordariales; Chaetomiaceae. The record is from RefSeq and is a predicted model, not a curated record.